AUGGAGAGAUCCCGCCGCCUGCUGCUGGUGGCGGGCCUGCUCGCGGCGCUGCUCCCGGCGGCGGCCGCCGCGUUCGGGCCGCAGCCGGGGGCGCCGUGCGAGCCCACGCUGCUGGCGCCGCAGGUCGCGCUCUUCUGCGCGCCCGACUUCCCGACCGCGCAGUGCUGCGAGCUCGGCGUCCCGGUCGUCGACCUCAGCGCCUCCGUCCCCUGCGUCUGCCGCGUCCCCGCGGAGCCGCAGCUCGUCAUGGCGGGCCUCAACGCCACCCACAUCGCGCUCUACAGCUCCGGUCUCCGUCCAGGCGGCGCCCACCUCGCCGCCGCCUGCGAAGCACAUCCUCCCCCGGCCGCUGUCGUCAGCAGCCCCCUACCCACGCACCCGUCGCCGCAAGGACGCGCGGCCUCCUCAGCAGCAAUACUGCGCUGCUUCAUCUCCAGACACCACAUGCGGUGUGGUUCGUCCGGGCGCGCACCUCGCCUUCGCUUGCAAAGUCGUGGGACACACUCCCCAGCUGGGCGUCGUCUUCAGCAGCUCCCCACCUCGACGCAAGCUUCAAGAGCUGAAGUGUGAUCCGUUUUCCCUUGGAAGCAGCCUGGUCUCAGCAUGCGGGGAUGACCAGCAUCCAUCGCUGCCAUGCUGCGAGUACAUCGUUAACACAGUCGACGAGGAC
Molecule: messenger RNA, 670 nt
Organism: Triticum dicoccoides
Lineage: Eukaryota; Viridiplantae; Streptophyta; Magnoliopsida; Poales; Poaceae
Exons: 5
Coding region: 1-570 (189 amino acids)
Source: RefSeq, a predicted model, not a curated record